AUACUAGUGAUCCGGCACCGGUCUUUGCGAGUCGCAACGUACGCAAUCGGCCGAACAGGUCGAUUUUAACGCGGUGAACGUCGUGAUUUCGUCACGUUUUCGUCACGUUUUCCAAGGAAAAAACAACAAUCUUUUACAGAGAAGAAUCGUUGCGGAUGCAUCGAUUGUUUCCAACAUAAUCGGUGCUUCUGAUGUAAUGGGAAAAAUAUAUUCACUUUAGUUUCAAAUUCUUCAAGCGAGACUAGGAAACCGUAUGAAUCUAAGGCCGAGUAUAAAGACUUCGAAUACUGAAUAUCAUGGAAAUAUUGAAACUCAACUGACGAAGUUUCGAAUGAGGAUUAAAGUCGACAUUAUCAUUCGGUGAAAUCAUCGACAAGCUGGAUUCAUUGUCCGAUGCCGAGUUUAUGAUUGAAAAUAUUUGUUCACCGGGAUGAUAACUUUAUAAUUCUAGAUGUAACAGAAGUGAAAAGUCUCUCAGAUGUCACGUAUUUGUUCAAGUUGGAUUGAUUCAUCGAUAACGAGAUAGUGACGAUCCCGUGAAGUCUAUUGCAGAGAGAUUGAACGUCUCUGCAUCUCGACGGUAAAUUUUAACUGUCACAGUUGUGAGCAAAAUUUGACAGCUAAAAUAUAAUAUGGCCUUGCUACGUUACACAUGGAUUUUGAUAUUACUAGCUUUAACAUAUGUUCAGGGAGACCUUAAAGUGUCAACGCAGGAUUUGAAAGUACUUCUCAAUCAGCAAGAGAAAUUUAACUUCUCCUUGACGGAACCUUUACCUAAUGACAGUACUGCAAUAGUUACAAUAGUUGUACAACAUUCUGAUUUGAUAUCUACAGAACCAUCUAAUUUUAUUAUUACAUCGGGGGAAAAAAUAGAAUGGGUUAUUUAUGUAAAAGGUCUGAGCGCGGGUCAUUCAAUUGUUAGCGCUAAUAUAACUCCCAGUAAUAUUAUAGAUGUCUCUCAAGCAUUUAUUAGAGUGACUAUAGAGAAAUCAGAUUCGCUGUAUCACAUCAGUGCUGUGGUUGGAUGGAUGUAUUUUUUAGCAUGGAGUGUAAGCUUUUAUCCGCAAAUCUACAUUAAUUAUAAACGUAAAAGUGUUGUGGGUCUUAAUUUCGAUUACCUCUCACUAAAUGUUGUUGGUUUUCUUAUGUACGCAUUAUUUAAUUGUGGCCUUUACUGGAUACCUGAGAUUGAGGAUGAAUAUUUUAAUCGAUAUCCAAAAGGUUUGAAUCCUGUACAAAUCAAUGAUAUAUUUUUUUCUCUACACGCAGUAUUUGCUACUAUCGUAACUAUCGGACAGUGUUUCAUUUAUGAGAUUGGUAAUCAAAGAGUAUCAACGACCGCACGUAUUAUUCACGGAAUAUUUGCGGUAUUUAUAUUAAUAUCUUUAAUAUUAUCCUUCGUCCACACAAUCCACUGGCUAGAUUUUCUCUACUACUGUAGCUAUGUCAAGCUCAGCAUAACGCUUAUUAAAUAUGUACCACAAGCGUAUUACAAUUAUAGAAGAAAGUCCACGGUUGGCUGGAGUAUAGGAAAUAUAUUCUUAGAUUUUACUGGUGGCGUCCUAUCAAUGCUACAAAUGAUACUCAACGCUUAUAACUAUGAUGAUUGGGAAAGUAUUUUCGGAGAUCCGACUAAGUUCGGUCUAGGAUUCUUUUCUGUGGCAUUUGAUAUAUUUUUCAUAAUUCAGCACUAUUUCCUAUACAGGAAUCGUACCGAGUAUAUCCACCUGCCUGGUCAUUGUCAGGAGAAACCCGAGAGCGGAUGCAGCGUAUAAAAAUAUAUCUCGCUUGUGGCUACCCCCCCGUCAGAACGCUUAAAAGAUAAUAUUUGUCGCAAGCCGAAGCAUCUCUUUUUUCGCGAGUCGAUCGACAUUCAUCGUCUCAUCGCACAUUAUUUUACAUCGUCUCGUAAGA
Messenger RNA from Formica exsecta, 1914 nucleotides. RefSeq names its product cystinosin homolog (gene Ctns). NCBI's taxonomy places the organism in Eukaryota, Metazoa, Arthropoda, Insecta, Hymenoptera, Formicidae. The transcript is spliced from 11 exons. Gene Ontology annotation, molecular function: L-cystine transmembrane transporter activity. Gene Ontology annotation, biological process: L-cystine transport. The record is from RefSeq and is a predicted model, not a curated record. The coding region runs from base 633 to 1775 and encodes 380 amino acids. Gene Ontology annotation, cellular component: lysosomal membrane.